CCGCGGGAACCGGGUGAAGUUCAUGUCGCGCCUGCCUUUCUACCGGCACCACGGCUUCACGCGCACAAUUCGACUCGUGCAACAUGAGUGACGUGCGGACUGGCGUCGGCUUUGCCGUCUUGGCGUACCUCCUCUGGGGCUUCCAGCCCAUCUACUGGAAGCAGCUCCUCGCGAUCGACUCGUACCAGCUAGUCUUGCACCGCGUGGUCUGGUCGUUUCCGGUGCUCGUGCUCUUCCUCAUUGCCACGGGGCAGUUCCGCGCGUGGCUCACCGCCGCGUGCACGCUCAAGACGUACAAAAUCUACUCGAUCUCGGCGCUCCUCCUCGGCGCCAACUUUUUUCUCUCGCUCUAUGCCGUCAACUCGGGCCAGAUCCUCCAAAUGAGCCUCGGGUACUUCAUCAACCCACUCUUCAGCGUCGUGCUCGGCGUCAUCUUCCUCAAGGAGCGGCUUCCAGUGCUGCAGUGGGUCGCAGUUGGCAUUGCUGCCGUCGGCGUCCUCAUUGUCACUAUUGGAUACGGUAAAUUCCCUUGGAUCUCGUUCUCGCUCGCCGCCGUCUUUGGCGUCUAUGGCCUCGUGCAAAAGAAGGCACCGCUCAACGGCCUUCAAGGCGUCUCGAUCGAGCUCAUGCUUCUCUCGGUGCCGUGCAUCAUCAUCCUCAUCGUCCUCAAUGAAGAAGGGUCCGGCGCCUUCGGUCACUCGGGCGCCAAGCUCAAUUGGCUCAUGGUCGGCUGCGGCCUCGCAACAAUCUUGCCGCAGCUCUGCUUCACGACAGCGCUCCAGACGAUUCCGCUGACGAUUCUGGGCAUCGUCCAGUUCAUUGGCCCGUCCAUCCAGACGAUUGUCGGCGCGCUUAUUUACGAUGAAGAUUUCUCGAUCACCAAGGCCGCAGGCUUUGGCUGCGUCUGGGUUGCGCUCAUUCUGUUCACGUACGCAGGCCUCCGAGCGCGCGCCGCGGCCAAGUCAGUGCCAACUGUCGAUGUCCAAGACAACCAAGCGGCAACGACCGACUACCACGGCGCCAACGACACGAGAGUGUAGACACUCUGUACCAUCAUAUAAACCGUAAACUAAUAUGCUAGUAUUCAACGUUAUGUGUGGCAUCUUGGUGCCGAGAUC
Saprolegnia parasitica CBS 223.65 is the source of this 1118-nucleotide messenger RNA. RefSeq lists its product as hypothetical. NCBI's taxonomy places the organism in Eukaryota, Oomycota, Saprolegniomycetes, Saprolegniales, Saprolegniaceae. Gene Ontology annotation, cellular component: plasma membrane. The record is from RefSeq and is a predicted model, not a curated record. The transcript has a single exon. The coding region runs from base 84 to 1040 and encodes 318 amino acids.